UUUUUAACAACAGCUGCCUCUGUAAUUAAUGCAUCAUUGUUAAAGUGUAAUAUAGGAAUUUAAGUGAUGCAGUCAGGCCUAUUUUGGUCAGGCACAUCCUCCGCGUCCUCACUGCAUCGACACAAGAGCGUUCAAAUGGCUGCGCGUGGAGAGGCUGAGUAACCGAGUGUGAGGCUGAUGCUGCUCCGGUAUUUCACCGCCUCCCCGAGCUUAAACAUCACCACGCCGAACUGAUCUAUUACUCGUUCAGAGCCGUACAGAGUAUUUCAUCGCCGUUUUGGAGCGCAAACCUGCGCAUUUUCUCUGUCUCCGUCUCCUUCUCCCGCCUGUGAAGCAUCGCGCGCGUGUAACCGCAAGGAAAAAAAAAAUGGCUCGGCGCUCGCGUCCCCUCGCCGCCGUCCUCUUCCUCGUUUUCCUCUCGGGGUCUCGCGGUCUGAACAGCGACGACGACCCGUCUCAGGAUGCCGAGUGCAAGACGAAAAGUGUGACCGUGUCAGCGCUGCCGUUUCUCCGGGAGAAUGACCUGAGCAUCAUGCACAGCCCGUCGGCCUCCGAGCCCAAGCUGCUCUUCUCCGUGCGCAAUGACUUCCCCGGAGACGUCGCGGUGGUGGACGACCUGGAAAACACUGAGCUGCCCUUCUUCGUGCUCGAGAUUUCAGGGAGCUCAGAGGAUAUAGCCUUGGUGCGCUGGAGGCAGCAGUGGCUGGAGAACGGGACGCUGCUUUUCCACAUCCACCAUCAGGACGGCAAUCAGAAUGCAGCGGGCUUGGACACCACCGAAGACCCAGCUAGUGACACUGCAGCGGAGGAGGAGCUGCGCAUUCUGCACAUCUCUGUGAUGGGUGGGAUGAUUGCUCUGCUGCUCUCCAUCUUGUGCUUGGUGCUGAUCCUGUACACACGGAAGCGCUGGUGUAAGAGGCGUCGUGUGCCUCAGCCUCAGAAGAGCGCGAGCGCUGAGGCAGCUAACGAGAUUCACUACAUCCCAUCUGUGCUGCUGGGUGGGCAAGCACGUGAGAGCUUGAGGAACUCCCGGUGCCAGGGUGCCAACGCCAGCGGCACCCUCAGUAUCCGAGAGACACCCAUCCUCGAUGGCUAUGAGUAUGACAUUGGUGAGCUGCGCCAGCACCUGCAGCGUGAGUGCAUGAACGGUGGUGAGGACUUCGCCAGCCAGGUGACACGCACACUCGAUUCGCUUCACGGCUGUAAUGACAAGGCCAACGUGGAUCUCACCCCCGGGAAUGACAAUACAAAACUGUCCCUGAUGAGCAAGUACAAGGAUAACAUCAUAGCCACCAGUACCGUUGACAGCAAUCACCAGCAAAACACGCUCCUCCCACACAACACCUCCACCAACCAGCGCACGCGUCUGUCCAGCAACACGCGCGCGGGUUCAGCUUUCCUGAACCCGGACGGGGAUUCUGGGCCUGAGACAGAUGGCGAGCCACAGCUCACCUUCUACACCGACCCCAACCGCAGCCGCCGUCGCAGCCGAGGUAUGAGAAACGGUAACGCCAACCCAGCGUGGGGCUCUGGGGGCUCUCCACGCAGUCCCAUCAAUAAGACCACCCUAACUUUGAUCAGUGUGACGAGCUGUGUGAUCGGCCUGGUGUACUCCUCUCACCUGUCAUGUGGCCUGAACGUGCGUGUGGUCCUUCAUGUACCUGAGCACCUCAUUGCUGACGGUUCCAGGUUUGUCCUGUUACAGGGCAGUCAGCUGGAUGCCUCCGAUUGGCUCAACCCUGCUCAGGUGCUGCUCUACUAUCAGCAGAAUGCCAGCGGGCCGUGGCUUAGUGAGCUGUGUGGUCGGCGCCUUGUUGACCCCUGCGAACACCAGUGUGAUCCUGACACAGGUGAAUGCCAGUGUUUUGACGGAUAUAUGAAAGACCCUGUGCACAAGCAUCUCUGCAUACGCAAUGAAUGGGGACCAAAUCAGGGUCCUUGGCCAUACACCAUUUUCCAGCGUGGUUUUGACUUGGUGAUGGGGGAGCAGCCGUCUGACCGCAUCUUCAGGUUCACUUACACUCUGGGAGAAGGAAUGUGGCUGCCGCUGAGCAAAAGCUUUGUCAUUCCACCGGCUGAGCUGGCCAUCAACCCCUCUGCCAAGUGUAAGACAGAUAUGACUGUCAUGGAAGACGCCGUAGACGUUAGGGAGGAGCUGAUGAUCUCCUCGUCCUUUGACAGUCUGGAGGUUCUGCUGGACUCCUUUGGUCCAGUGCGAGACUGCUCAAAGGACAAUGGCGGAUGCAGUCGCAACUUCCGCUGCAUAUCUGACCGAAAGUUGGACUCCACCGGUUGCGUGUGUCCUCCUGGUCUGAGCCCAAUGAAGGAUGGCACCGGUUGCUAUGACCACCACAUUGGCAUCGACUGCUCUGAUGGAUUUAACGGUGGCUGUGAGCAGCUGUGUCUUCAACAACUAGCUCCCCUUGAGGAAGACCCUACCCUUUACAAUAUCCAGAUGUUCUGCGGCUGCAUUGAGGAUUAUAAGCGUGGGGCGGAUGGCCGCACAUGUCUGCCUCUGUCUGAGUCCUGCACCGAGGGAGUGGACUGUGGAGAGACAGCCGGCACCCCAGCCAAUCAAACUACGUUCGGAGACGUCUUCUAUGGCUAUGACAACCGUACCAAGGAGAUCACCACAGGCCAGAUCCUUAAGGCUACCUUCAGGCAGAAGAACUUUGCCCGUGGCAUAGAACAGCAGCUUCCGGACGGCAUGGUGGUGGCAUCAGUACCAAACGAAGCACAGUGCCGCGAGGAGAUCUCUGAUCCAGUUCCUGAUCCCGAGUAUCUCACUGGGAUGGUGAACUACAGCGAAGUUUCUGGAUAUCCUCUAGUGCAGCACUGGAAGCUUCGUUCCAUUUUGUAUCAUGUCAGGCUUAAUCAGUGGACCCUCUCUCAAGCCUUCAGUUCAGCCAUCCAUUCCUUGGAUGGUGCGACAUUGCGGAGCGACUUCGUGUCCAUUCUGAAGGAGUUUGGGAAUCAUUUUGUCCAGGAGGCGGUGUAUGGCUUUGAGGAGUCCUGCACCAUCUGGUACCCCAAUAAGCAGGUGCAGCGCCAGCUGUGGCUCGAGUAUCAGGACAUCAGCAAAGGUAACUCUCCAUCUGAUGAGUCGGAAGAGUGGGAUAAAGAGACACGCACUCUCACCUAUCCAGCCUAUAUAGCCAGCCUGCUGGACUCAGGGGCCAAGCGUUUGACAGCAGGUGUGCGCAUGGACUGCAGCAGCCAGGGCCAGUGCCCACCCUCAUGCCACCUGUGCCACAUGAGCCCCGGGACCCAGAGGCCCUCAGAGCCUGUGCUGCUCCAAGUCACCAAGGCAGCACCAAUCUAUGAGCUUGUCAACAACAAUGAAACCUACCAGUCUCUGCAGGAAGCUAUGAUGAGCAUGUUGUGGUGCUCAGGGAAAGGCGAUGUCAUCGAUGACUGGUGUCGCUGUGACUCCAGUGCCUUUGGUGCUGAUGGACUGCCAACGUGUGCCCCACUUUCUCAGCCCAUGCUAAAGCUGUCCCACUCAUAUGAACCCAGCAGCUCACUGGUUACUUUGGAAUGGAAUCAUGCAGAACCACCGAUUGGUGUGCGGAUUGUGGAUUACCUCAUCAGCCAGGAGAAAAUCACUGAGAGGACUGACCAUACAAAAGUUGAAACAGAGACCAUGCUGAGCUUUGUGGACGACAUUCUGUCUGGGGCCAAAUCUCCGUGUGUGAUGCUGGGAGAAAUCCCAGAUCCACUCACUUCCAUCUCUAUGAUCAUACGCUGCCUGGAGCCUGACACCGCCUACAUGUUCAGACUUUGGGCCGUGGAUAACACAGGCAGGCGCUCCAGCCCCAGUGAGGUCACCAUCAAAACUCCCUGCCCUGCAGUGGACGAUGUGAAAGCACAAGAAAUAGCAGACAAAAUUUACAACCUGUUCAAUGGCUACACAAGUGGGAAGGAGCAGCAGACAGCCUACAACAUGUUGAUGGAUUUGGGUUCACCCACGCUGCACCGCGUCCUCUACCACUACAACCAGCGCUAUGAAAGCUUUGGGGAGUUCACCUGGCGCUGUGAGGAUGAGCUUGGCCCCAGGAAAGCAGGCCUGAUUCUGUCGCAGCUUGAUGACCUCAGUGGCUGGUGUCGAGGGCUUCUUCAGGAACCCAAAAUUGGCCUGCGCCGAGCGUCACUCAAAUUCCUGGCGUGCCGUUAUACAGACACCAAGGCAUUCAGCCUCAGCUGGAUGGAGCUUGCUCAAGGGCUGCACAAAUCUUGCGAUGAACAAACGCUGUCUGUGAUGUACAAUGACUACGGAGAACCUAAAGAAAUCUGAACAUCAUCCAGGAUCAUAAUGUCCAUGGAGUCCACAGCAGGAACCACCAGUCUGUUCAUUUAAGGCUCCUCAUAUGGACAAACGUUUCUAAAGUUUGUACAGCAAAUGUUCCUCCUGCAUCAGUGGAAUGUACCAGUCUGUUAGUCAUUGCUUAAGCAGCUACUCCACAAAUAAAGUUCAAACCAGUGCCGUGGCCGAAUUCAUUCCCUAUUCACUAAAAAGUGGACUAUUUGGUGCACAGCCAUUUUUUAAUUUUAUCGAAAUACCCAUUUGAUAAAUUCCAUUCCCUGGACAGUAUACUACAGCAUUAUCCAGAGUGCAUCAUAAAGUCAGUGUACAGCCAAAGCACACUACAUACCACAGUGCAAAAUUCUUUUAACUGUAUUUAAACAGGGUUGUUUCAGGACCACUAAAGCCAAGACAGGUACUUUUUACAGGUGUAUGUAAUACAGAAAACCACAUUAAGUACUUCUGUGUUCUUGUGGUUUUAGGUCUAAGUAAGUCAUAUGUAAAAUUAGAAUUGUAACUUUAAUGGUGAUGUGUUGGCUGAAUUCAGGUCACUGACUGCUUUUUCUAGUGAUGGUCAUGGUGAUAUAUAUUUGCAGUCAACAGUAUACAAUGAACAGUGAGGAGUGAAAAAAAGACUGAUUUCAGACACAGCACUGGGUCUUUUGUGGUGUUGAGCUACAAGGAAAAUGUAUUCAACCAGGUGUAUAUAAAAUAGAAGUAAAUAACAGCGAUGGAAUUCCAUGCCUGAGCCCAUGACUAAAUCAAAUGUAGAAUAUUUUUUUCAAAUAAUUAUUCAAUUUUGAAGGUUGAGUGUGUGUCUGUUUGUGUGUGUGUGUGUGUGUGUGUGUGUAUACAUUAUACAAUAUGUGACACAAUAUAGAGACAUCUAACCACGUAUUAAUAUUUGAUAUGUUUUCAUUUUCUGGCUUAUAGCCUUAUAUUUCUUGCCUCAUUUUGCCGCUUGAAAAACUUUGAGUAUUUUUAAUUUAGCUCAAACCACAUUGUGUUAUGUUUGUACAGUCUGUUAUGUAAAAUAAAGCUUGACUAAUCAGUUAA
Messenger RNA from Hemibagrus wyckioides, 5359 nucleotides. RefSeq names its product astrotactin 1 (gene astn1). Bases 368 to 4294 code for a protein of 1308 amino acids. The record is from RefSeq and is a predicted model, not a curated record. Gene Ontology annotation, biological process: neuron migration; neuron cell-cell adhesion. Gene Ontology annotation, molecular function: protein binding. The transcript is spliced from 23 exons. NCBI's taxonomy places the organism in Eukaryota, Metazoa, Chordata, Actinopteri, Siluriformes, Bagridae.